AUGCAAUUCAACAUAGUCUUCCCCCUAACGCUCCAAACUACUUCCUAACACUCGUACUGUGUCUCGUGUACUCACUGGUUGCCGAUCCAGUCCCCUCUCGAGACACACGACUUAACAAUCUCGACGGUCCUCCACGUGCUGUCCUUCGACAUACCGCCUCAAUGGUUCAUUAAGGCGGCGGAGACGGCACUUACGGACUUUGUCUGGGGAGGAGCAGGGCGAAAUACCGUCGCUCGCGAUUUCGUGUCCCAGGCUCGGGAGGACGGUGGCUUGGGUUUGAUUUCGAUUGGCGACAUCGUUCAUUCGGUGGCGCUUCGAUUUUGGGAUGCUGUGGCGGGCUCGGACGAGGCGAUCUGGGCGCCCCUCGUCGCUGCGACCCGCGAUUUCAGUCCGUGGGGGUUCUUCAGCAGCACGGCUCGGGUCGAGAAGCUGUAUCGCGACUCGACGCGCUGGGGGGCAGUCGUUGCAGCGGCCAGGGUCACAGUUCCAACCAUCAAGUCCGAACUCCUUACGCUUCCCGAAUUGCUCUCGCUUCCGCCUCGCCUCCCUUCACUCUAUGCUGAAGGUGCCCAGCACGCAUAUGACGAUGCGGACGCGGUGGCGAAGUUUGCGCAGAUCGCGGACCUGUACUGGAGGGACGAAGGGAAGGGAUGGGCUCUGGUUGGUCAUCGACGCGGGUUCUGGCAGCACUCUAAGGAACCCGCCCUACAGCACGAGCACGUGUGGUCGCGCGUGUUGAAUUGCAUUCUGUCAAGCCUUCGAACACUUCGACAUCGGACCGCCGUUUGA
Messenger RNA from Microbotryum saponariae, 789 nucleotides. The record is from the annotation of a GenBank genome assembly. Lineage: Eukaryota; Fungi; Basidiomycota; Microbotryomycetes; Microbotryales; Microbotryaceae.